This is a messenger RNA of Seriola dumerili (greater amberjack), 4672 nucleotides long. RefSeq lists its product as uncharacterized. The transcript has 26 exons. Lineage: Eukaryota; Metazoa; Chordata; Actinopteri; Carangiformes; Carangidae. The coding region runs from base 118 to 4620 and encodes 1500 amino acids. The record is from RefSeq and is a predicted model, not a curated record.
CCCCCACAGCCAUCACAUACUUCCACGACUAAGACAAAAUCAAGUGAGAACAUUCCUAAAGUUGGUGUAAACUUCCUGAUUGCUGUGACGUGCGGAGAAAAGAAGCAAGUCUACUGUAUGCUGUGUUCAGUCAGGUUGAACUCCUCCAGUCACGUGGUCGACAAUAACCACAAGUAUAAAUACGUGAAGCGGAACUACCCGAUGUGGACUGCCAAGCUGCCGGAGGAGGAGAGUAAAUUGAACAAGAUAGUGGCCAACUUGGCUGAGGUUGAGAAGGACGUAGGAUCUCAGAGGAUCAUGAGUAUGGAAGUGACAAGUGAUGAAUACGCAACACUGCGUGAUCUCUCGGACAGCAAAGCUCUUGAAAGAGUGAAAAAAAUGCUGAGACACAGAAACUUGCAAUCUCCAUCAUCCCCCGCAACUGAUGAUGCAGAGGCUUUAGGACAGCAAGGUGCCCUCCCCUGUCCAUAUGAAGUUUCAAGCCCAGACGAUAGGAUGCACAUGCCACAGAAUGAAAUGUCAGGACUUUCUACUAACAACAAACCAAACCGGGAGAGUAAACAUGAGCUCCAGACACUAUUGGGCCAUAGGCCAGAAAUGAAAUCCAACUUGAAAGAAAAAGCGGGUCAGUCAGACAGAGCUCAGAACUGGACUGAUAAAGGCCGAGAAGCUACUGACCUGGUACCAGACCAGCUUCAGACAUGUGUGAGCUUCAAAAAUGAUCCAGACCCCAAUCCAGCUCCCAGCAUUCAAGAUGCACACAUAGCAGUCACUAUCAAACAGGAAAGGAUUGAGCCAGAUGUGGAGGCCCAGGCUCAUUUAGAAGUCACACCUGCAAUUCAGAGUCCUGUCACUAUCAAACAGGAAAGGAUUGAGCCAGAUGUGGAGGCCAAGGCUCAUUUUGAAGUCACAACUGCAAUUCAGAGUCUUGCAGUCCAUGGUUGUGCAUAUCCCCUUGCCACUGACUCAGAAACUAUAGGCACCUUCGCUCAAACCCAUCACACAUGCCAAGAGACUCCUGAGAACAGACAGCAGCAAGAGAGAAGUGACUCAGAGAUACAAGACACAGAGAAGACAUCACCUGUAAUAUCGUCCAGCCCAGACCCUUUCUCUUCUACAGCUCCGGUGAAUACAGAACCGAAGAACCAAUCAAGAUCCAGUCUCAAUGCAGAACUUGUACCGAAACACCCAGGAUGCAGUCCAGGAUCUGCACAGCACAGCGCGUCACAGGCACUCCCAAACAUUUCACGAGCGGAAAGAACUCAGGGGACAAGUAAUUUGUCCAAGUACUUAAGCGUGAAGGGACUGGAACCAGUAGGUCUGGGCUGCGUGUGGGAGUGUAAAGGGACAUCUGAGACAUCAUUCUAUUUGUGUGAGAGCUGCAGUGAGACGCUCUCCCUCAAGGACAUCUUUCAGCAUUUGGUCAGCUCUGAUCACCAGUUCAACUACAUUUUGAAGCAUCAUCCGAAGCAUCUGUCGUUCUGGCAGCAGGAGAGUCUGACCCAAGAUGAGAAACUUGACAUUUUAAAGGGCGUUGCCCAGCUACUGUCACAGCGGGAGUGUUACUACAAGAUAGAUGCACAGGGUGUAAUGCUGGGAAAGGAGCUGUAUAAAUGUGUGCGGACAGCACCAUUCAAUGAAGCUUUAAAAAUGGUUCAAAACAUCAAGAAAGAAGAUAAACUGAGCGUCCUCUGUCUACCCACCAGUACUCCACAACAGAUGGAACAGUCUGAGAGUCAAAUGGAAUCUCUUCCAGUGGAGGCACCUGAGACAGACCAGAGAAAUGACAAUGGAGCAAGACAAAAACUAGAAAAAGAUCAUUUGGAAGAAGAGACAGCAAUGGCUGGAGAUUUGGAUGGGGUCAAACAUAGAACCGUCUCGAGUCCUCUGGAUGUUACCAGUGCCUCCUCAAACACUGAUUCUGUUGUCUUUCCAUUCCCCGGUUCUGGCACAUGUCUCAGUCCCAAAGAGACCCGAAGGAGCUCUUUUAUGCAACCAGAACUCAGUCCACCAAUCUCUCAGUACCAAAGAACUGUCGCUGAGAUGCAAGUGAAACAGGCGGAGGUGCACGUAGAACCCCAAUCUUUCUGUAGGCCUCCUGUUAGUCCUAAAACUACUCAAACCCUGCCAGUGUCUCCCAGAGAUGACUGCCCUCCAUCCAGGAAAAGGCCAGCAGAAACAUCUGUUGAGACACUGUUCAAAACUUGCACCGAUAAGCCCAAACUUGAGGAUCCUUUGCCAGCCAAAUCCACAUGCUGCUCACUGCAGCAGCACUGUCAUCCCAGCCCUGAACCAACCUGCGAGUCCACUUCUGUUAACCCUGAUGCAACCUCUAGCACCCUGUCGAGAAAGGACAAUGACACAGGCCCUGCACCUGACAAAGAUAACAUAUCUGUUGUGGACUGUACACCGCUUGCACACCUAAUAGCUCUGAUGAGAGAGAGUAGGUCUGGGACAAGUGUCUCUCCUUUCAAGUCAGAUCCACCUAAUGCUGAGACUACGACCUCCUGUUCUCACAAUUCAUCUGAAAGUGGUGUGGAAAGCAGAUGGGAUUCAAAGCUUGUUCAGACUAAAUUGAAAAGGGCAAAAAACAAAACAAGAUGGGAUUCAAAGUGUCAGCUGGAUAAAGCUACAGCCAAGUCAGACAGCACCAUGUUAUCUUCUGCCAGCACUGCUGACCCCAGUGAGCUACAAAACCAGAGAAGUGUCAAUACUCAGAACAUCUUUGGAAAUGGGAACCAGCUCGAACCUAAUUUCAUCAACUGUGAGGCCACCAAUCAUAACGCAGGGCAGAUAUCACAGCCACAAGGUAACACACAGAAUGACACCACUGGGGUUUGUCAUCUGCCCAUUAAACCCAUCAUAACUGCCAGGUCAACCCCAACUAACCAGCAAUUGAUGGGCAGCUUUAAAGGACAGGACAACACUGAGGUGUACAUUGGCAGUCAGGCCGCUCAGAGUUUGUCCACAGUUGAAAUGGCAAACUCUAGUAACUCUCAGGCGGCUUUAGGAUGGUAUGGGCAGUAUAGCCAAAUGGCUUAUGUCAUAAAUGGAAAUUCAGGUCAUCUUUCUUCUGAGGUUGUUGCAGGUUACUCAGCACCAGACAACCUACCUGUGAACAGUGGGGUGUUAUACCAAGGGUACAGUGCGAGUGGGCUCUACCCAAACCAGAGUCUGCAAUCGUUUGGACACAGGUUGGCAACUCCAGUUCCCCCAGAAUUGGUCAGCCCAGCAAUGCAACAGCAGCUGCAGCAACACCAGCAGCUGCAGCAACACCAGCAGCUGCAGCAACACCAACAACUGCAGCAACACCAUCAACUUCAGCAACAACUACAGCAACACCAGCAGCUGCAUCAGACCCAAACAAUCACUCCAAUGCAGAACAGCAGCAAUAUAAUAACACAGACCAUCCCCCAGCUUUACUUCGGACCCUCAGCCUUUCACCAAUCUCCUACAGCCAAUAGUGAAAGCAUCUCCCAGGAAAACUCCUUUUUAGCUUCUGGAGUUUCAAGCAAAAGUGAGCUGUUCGGUUCUCUGAAGGUGUAUCUGAACAACAAGAACAGACUACAACCCAUCAUUGGCCUGGGCAGCAUCAUAGAAUGCGUGAAGGUGGGUGCACGCAACAGAGAAGUUAUGUACCUGUGUGCGGUGUGUGUGUGUCGACUUAGUAAAGCUGACAUGCGGAACCACAUUAUUGGAAGUCUCCACAGAUACAACUACAUUAAAGCCUACUACCCCCGCUUAGUGUCUGAAUGGAAGGAGAACUCUGACCUGUCUAAGCUGGCCUGGCCUCUGAUGGAGAUAGCCAAGACAAUCGAGGGAAAAGAGGGAGCUGGAGAUGUCCAGUUGUUUGAGGUUGAAGAUGCUGUAUACCAGAAGGUGGCAACACACAGUGAAAAUGAUGCAGUAACUAUGAUACAUUUCUUAAGAGACUGGCAUGGUGAACCCAAGAGCCAUUCAGAGACUAUAUCUAUGCAGCUGGAGCACUAUUCCAUCCAAUCACAGAGGAUUGUAUUGCUUGCCCAGAACCAACAGAGGCGGUCCGGGAAAUCUCUCAAGGCAGACAUGAUAUCACAUAAGACCUCAGCAAAGACUAACAAGGCUCCACCUUUGAUGCAGUCUACUGUAGCUCCUCCUGUCAAGUCUGAAGGCGGGUUAAAAAACAUCUCAGCAUCACAAGUAUACAAUACUCAGAUGUCACCCGAACUCUCUGCUCUAUCAGAGAACAGCAACAACUUUCUUGAUGGCUACACAGGAACCAAGCCUCUUAUUGGUCUUUUCCGUGUGGUUGAGUGUAGGAGUGAAGAUGGCCGCACGCACGUUUUUUUAUGCCACUGCUGUCGCAUAAGAUCCAACAAAAAGGACAUCAUUGAUCACGUAACCAGCUCUUCCCAUCUCCUUAACUACUUGAUGGAAAAACAUCCUGAGCAGGUGGAUGCAGUGACAGCAGAUAUUAAUGACAACAGUCAGUUAAUCCAAUCACUGGCCAGGAAAGUGGAGCAAGAGGAGGGCAGAGGAGAACUGAAGGUGAUAAAUGUACCAGAGUCACUCUGUACCCCACUGACUGGCAAAAGUUACCACUGGUGUAAGUACAGAUUCAUGUUUUUUGUUCGGCCAUAAACAAUUGACCUCUUUAAACCCAACUCUCUCCUCUUGAGGAGUGACUAAUGAU